This is a messenger RNA of Rangifer tarandus platyrhynchus (Svalbard reindeer), 2751 nucleotides long. The record is from the annotation of a GenBank genome assembly. NCBI's taxonomy places the organism in Eukaryota, Metazoa, Chordata, Mammalia, Artiodactyla, Cervidae.
AUGCGGGCGCGGGCCGUGCUGGGCGUGGUGCUGGCCAUCACCUGCACCGGAGCUGUCUUCUCGUUCCUCCUGAGACCUGGGGGCCUCCUUUGGGGAGAGACCGAGGAGUCUCGAGUCAGGGGCAUCGUGGAGGCAAGCAGGCUCCUGGUGGACAAGUCCAUCUACGCUGCGAUGAGAAGAAACCUCCACAAAAGGGAAGUUAUUUCCCCAUCGCAACUUCUGUCCUUUUCCAAACUCCCUGAGCCCACGAGCCGUGCUGCGUCCCGGGCGGCGGAGGUCAUGGAGGCCUCAGUGCAGGAGGUGGUGAGACGGGGUCACCUGAGGUCUGGACAGUCCCAGCUGCCCACAGAUGCUCUCUCGGAGGGGCUGCUGAGCGCGAUCGCGAACCUGUCCGGAUGCCUGCCUCACAUGCUGCCACCCAGAUGUCCGGACACCUGCCUGGCCAGCAAGUACAGGCUCAUCACGGGCGCCUGCAACAACAGAGACCACCCCCGCUGGGGAGCCGCCAACACGGCGCUGGCCAGAUGGCUGCCCCCCGCCUACGAGGACGGCAUCAGCGAGCCCCGAGGCUGGAGCCCCCACUACCUGUACAACGGCUUUCCCCUGCCCCCGGUCCGGGAGGUGACCCGACGCGUCCUACACGCCUCCAAUGAGGCUGUGACGGACGACGACCAGUACUCUGACCUCCUGACGGCGUGGGGCCAGUACAUCGACCACGACAUCGCCUUCACACCGCAGAGCACGGGCCCCUCUGCCCCCGGGGUGGGGGCUGACUGCCAGCUGACCUGCAAGCCCCAAAGCCCAUGCUUUCCCAUACAGCUCCCGGCGAACGCUGCGGGCCCCGUCUGUCUGCCCUUUUACCGCUCCACGGCCGCCUGCGGCACCGGGACCCAAGGCGCCUUGUUCGGCAACCUGUCUUCCGCCAACCCGCGCCAGCAGAUGAACGGGCUGACCUCGUUCCUGGACGCGUCCACCGUGUACGGCAGCUCCGCGGCCUCGGAGCUGCGGCUGCGGAACUGGACCAGCGCCGAGGGGCUGCUGCGCGUCAAUGCGCGCUACCGGGACGCGGGACGCGCCUUCCUGCCCUUUGCGCCACCGUCCGCGCCCCGCGCUUGCGCGCCCCAGCCCGGCGCCCCCAGAACCCGCGCACCUUGCUUCCUGGCCGGCGACAGCCGCGCCAGCGAGGUUCCCGCCCUGACAGCCCUGCACACGCUGUGGCUGCGGGAGCACAACCGCCUGGCCGCGGCGCUCAAGGCCCUCAACGCGCACUGGAGCGCGGACACCGCCUACCAGGAGGCGCGCAAGGUGGUGGGUGCGCUGCACCAGAUCAUCACACUGCGCGAUUACACCCCCAGAAUCCUGGGCCCCGAGGCCUUUGGGCGGCAUGUGGGCCCCUACAGGGGCUACGACCCCAGCGUGGACCCCACCGUCUCCAACGUGUUCUCCACGGCCGCCUUCCGCUUCGGCCACGCCACCAUCCACCCGCUGGUGCGGCGGCUGGACGCCGGCUUCCAGGAGAGCCCGGGGCCCCGCCUGCUGCUGAGGGACGCCUUCUUCCGGCCCUGGCGGCUCCUCGAGGAAGGUGGCGUGGACCCCAUCAUGCGGGGCCUGCUGGCAAGACCAGCCAAGCUGCAGGUGCAGGACCAGCUGCUGAAUGAGGAGCUGACAGAGAGGCUGUUCGUGCUCUCAGACGCAGGGACCCUGGACCUGGCGUCCAUCAACCUGCAGCGGGGCAGGGACCACGGGCUGCCAGGGUACAACGAGUGGCGGCAGUUCUGCGGCUUGUCCAGGCUGCAGACCCGGGCUGACCUGGGCGCGGCCACCGCCAACGGGAGCGUGGCAGACAGAAUCCUGGACCUGUACGGGCACCCCGACAACAUGGACGUGUGGCUGGGAGGCCUGGUGGAGAGCUUCCUUCCGGGGGCGCGGACCGGUCCGCUGUUUGCCUGCCUCGUGGGAAAGCAGAUGAAGGCCCUGAGGGAUGGUGACCGGUUCUGGUGGGAGCACCGCGCUGUGUUCACGGAGGCCCAGCGGCGUGAGCUGGGCCGGCACUCGCUGUCCCGCGUCAUCUGCGACAACACCGGCCUCACCCGCGUGCCCCGUGACGCCUUCCAGGUGGCGCAGUGGCCCCGGGACUUCGAGUCAUGUGACCGCAUCCCGGGCAUGGACCUGCGCGCCUGGCGGGAGGCCCCCCCUCCAGACGACGCCUGUGGCUUCCCGGACACAGUGGAGAACGGGGGCUUCCUGCUCUGCGCCGAGUCUGGGCGGCGGGUGCUGGUGUUCUCCUGUCGUCACGGAUUCCAGCUCCACGGGCCGGAGCAGAUCACCUGCACCCCGCGCGGCUGGGACUCCCAGCCCCCGGUCUGUCAAGACAUCAACGAGUGUGAAGACGAAGUGGACCCCCCCUGCCACGCAUCCGCGCGCUGCAAGAACACCAAGGGUGGUUUCCAGUGUGAGUGCAGCGACCCCCAUGUGCCCGGCGAGGACGGCAGGACCUGUGUGGACUCCGGGAGGCUCCCGCGGGCAUCUGUGGUCUCCCUGGUGCUGGGCGCCGUGCUCAUCUGUGGUCUGGCUGGCCUCACCUGGACGGUGGUUUGCAGGUGGACGCUCGCUGACCCCAAGUCCUCGCUGCCGCCCGUGGAGGGAGAGGGAGGAGGACCCCGAGACGUGAGCGCUCCGCCGCGGGACGCUUCCGCGGGGCUUGCAGAGCAGGGCCCGGCCUGUGGAUCCCAAGUCUUCCUCUGCAAGUAG